UCCCCCUCCCCUCCUGUUCUGCGCCCAAACCACCACCCGCCCCCUCCGCCGCAAUCCCCAGACCAAUCACCGGUCCACCGCCCAGAUGGCCGAGACGGCGGCGGCGGCGGCGCCCGAGGGGAUCAACCCGCGCAGCGGCUACUGCGCGGCGACGCGGACCUUCCACAGCCUCCGCUCCGCCUCGGCGGGCGCGCUGCCGCCGGAGUCGCUCCCGGUCACGGCCGCGGCCUACGCCUUCUCGCUGCUCGCCUCCCCGCUCCCCGACCGCCCCGCGCUCGUCGACGCCUCCACCGGCAUUGCCGUCUCCUACCCGUCCUUCCUCGCCGCCGUCCGCUCCCUCGCGGGCGGCCUCUGGUCCUCCCUCGGCCUCCGCCCCGGGGACGUCGCCCUCGUCGUCGCGCCCUCGCGCCUCGACGUCCCCGUGCUCCACUUCGCGCUCAUGUCCAUCGGCGCCGUCGUGUCCCCCGCCAACCCGGCCUCCACCCCCGAAGAGUACGCCCACCAGGUCGCCCUCUCCCGCCCCGUCGUUGCGUUCGCCGCCCCCGAGGUCGCCGCCAAGCUGCCCGGUCACCUAAGGUGCGUCGUCCUCGGGUCCGAUGCGUACAAGAGCCUGGCGUCUGCCGGCGCAGGGUCCGCUCCUCCGCCGGUCGCGGUGAAGCAGUCGGACACCGCGGCCGUGCUCUACUCCUCGGGCACGACCGGCCGGGUCAAGGCCGUCGCCAUCACCCACCGCAACCUCAUCGCGCUGAUCUGCGCGCACGCCGAGAACCGGGAGAGGGUGGCGGCGGAGGCCACCGAGGCGGGCGAGGAGCCGCCGCCGCCGGCCGUCACGCUGCUCCCACUCCCCAUCUUCCACGUCUUCGGCUUCAUGAUGGUCCUGCGCUCCGUAUCCAUGGGGGAGACGGCCGUGCUCAUGGAGCGGUUCGACUUCGGCGCCGCGCUGCGGGCCAUAGAGCGGUACCGCGCCACGCUGCUGCCCGCGGCGCCGCCCGUCCUGGUGGCCAUGAUCAAGUCCGAGGAGGCGCGCCGCCGCGACCUCUCCUCGCUCCUCGUCAUCGGCGUCGGCGGCGCGCCCCUCGGCCGCGAGGUCGCCGAGCGCUUCGUCGCCGUAUUCCCCAACGUGCAGAUUGUUCAGGGCUACGGAUUGACAGAAUCAUCCGGCUCUGUUGCCUCGACGGUAGGGCCAGAGGAGUCCAAGGCGUACGGCUCCGUCGGCAAGCUGGCGUCGCACUUGCAGGCGAAGAUAGUAGAUCCGUCCACCGGCGAGGCGCUCGGGCCGGGCCAGCGCGGCGAGCUCUGGGUCAGGGGCCCACUCGUCAUGAAAGGUUAUGUUGGUGACGACAAAGCAACUGCAGAAACAGUGGACUCAGAAGGCUGGCUGAAAACUGGUGAUCUUUGCUACUUCAAUGAAGAUGGAUUUCUCUACAUUGUUGAUCGUUUGAAGGAGUUGAUAAAGUACAAAGGAUACCAGGUUCCUCCAGCUGAACUGGAGCAUAUUUUAACAUCACAUCCUGGAAUUGCUGAUGCUGCAGUUAUUGGAUAUCCAGAUGAAGAUGCCGGGCAACUGCCAAUGGCUUUUAUAGUGAGGCAACCAGGUUCCAACCUUACUGGGCAACAAGUCAUGGACUACGUGGCUAAACAUGUUGCGCCCUACAAGAAAAUCCGCCGAGUCGCCUUCGUCAAUGCAAUAACCAAAUCACCUGCUGGAAAGAUCUUGCGGCGGGAGCUUGUGCAGCAGGCCCUGUCGAUGGGUGCCUCCAAGCUUUGAGAUGUAAUUUGCUGUGCAAAUGUAGAAGAUUUCUUUUGCUGUAUAUAAACUGGAGAUAUGACACUAUUCUUCGUCAACCAUUGGUCACCCUGUUUCCUUGUGAACACCGGGUGCCCUUCGCGAAACAAAUAUUUUUGAGUUAAGAGGGUCCGAGAGAACAGGCUGAUCAAACAUGUCUUCUCUAAUGACGGUUAAAAGUAAUCUGCUAUUGAUCAAUUCACUCA
Molecule: messenger RNA, 1992 nt
Organism: Triticum dicoccoides
Lineage: Eukaryota; Viridiplantae; Streptophyta; Magnoliopsida; Poales; Poaceae
Product: 4-coumarate--CoA ligase-like 5
Exons: 6
Coding region: 86-1768 (560 amino acids)
Molecular function (GO): CoA-ligase activity
Source: RefSeq, a predicted model, not a curated record